Messenger RNA from Magallana angulata, 1874 nucleotides. RefSeq lists its product as uncharacterized. Lineage: Eukaryota; Metazoa; Mollusca; Bivalvia; Ostreida; Ostreidae. The transcript has a single exon. The coding region runs from base 62 to 1759 and encodes 565 amino acids. The record is from RefSeq and is a predicted model, not a curated record.
UGAAGAUCAGCAGCACGUUGACCCUGUCUCGGGAAUACCUCUUCCUCAUUUGACAUUCAUCAUGCAACACAUUCUUCCAGUUGAAAUGUUUUUUAUAAGCAGUUUUGUUGAGGGACAUCUGUUCCAACGAAAAGGAGUCUUUUGCCAUUUCUUGGGUUCGUUUCAAGACGAAACAGAAAUUUUUCUGCGAGAUAUUUCGUGGAAACAGAAAUCAAACGACUCGAUGAACAUGAGAAUUAGUUCUAAAAUACCAAGAAUAGCUGUUCUAAGCUUAGAAAAAGAAGUGAUUUAUGAAAGGGGAAUGCAAACUUGGGAACCAAUGCCAGGUCAUUUAUAUGUCGACUGUUCAGAAACACUUCCUGGAUAUUGUAGAUUGAAACUCCCUUCCUUAGACUCAAUUAACAAUAAUGACGCCGUUGUAAGACUUGGCUCAAAUUUAUUCCAAAAACAAAUUGCAGUUCCGGACAGGUUACAUUCGAAAAUUAAUAUGGGGUUUCCAUAUCAAAUUCAAUGUACUGGAGUGCGCUGUUUCACGUUUCCAUUUUAUCAUCGUUGGAAAAAGGAAAGACAAUCAGGAUUUCCUUCCCAUAAUGUGAUUAGUUCUAUCGUUGAGGCAGGUUGCACCUUGAUUCCAAAAUCUCACCCAAAAAGUAUUAGUCCAGAAAUUGAAUGGAAAUUUGAUUUUUCUAUGGCAGAAUGCAUUAUCUCUAAGAGUCUGACGAAUGCACAAAGGCACGGCUUCUAUGUUUUAAAGGUUAUGCUAGAUAACAUUGUACAUCAUUUACCUUUCAAAACAAAGCAUUUGAAGUCCGUUUUCCUUAUGACAUGCGAAGAAAUUCCACCUACAGCCUGGGCGAAAAAUUUCAGUGGUUGCGUAUUGUACGUAUUGGAUUCUUUGGUGACUUGCUUAAAAGAGAGAUUUCUUCCACAUUACUUUAUACCAGAAAACAAUCUUUUGGACUGCUUUACGGACGAUGAUGUCAACACAUUAUGUAUCAUUAUUAAAUAUAUUCGUAUUUUUCCUGCAAGUGUUAUUCAAAUUGUUGGCGAAAAACAUGGUUACAAAUUUGCAGCUAACUUAAUUAAGCGCCUUCUAUCACAUGUUAAAGACUUUAACGCAAACAAAAACUUCAAUGUAUUCGUGAUGGAAUUAUGUUUACCUCUUACAGUGGCUACAGCAAAAUUUAUGGCCAGAAAAGGGUUCUAUGGUGAAUCCUUUAGCAUUCUUAAACGCGGAUUAGAGCAAAGACUUUUUGUACCUGAUACAAAUAAGAAACAAGAAAGUUUAAGCGUUAGUAACCUUUUUGAAUCGGUCUUAGAAAAAAUUAAACAAAAAUCGUCUCGCGUUAUUCUAGCAAGCAUAUAUGAUGAAAACAUGGGGAAGAAUGUAUCGGAAUCAAUCAUCAAAAAGAAAGGUUUUGCACUGCAAACAUAUUUGCCCUGGGCGGUUGACCAUUGGAUUGGCUGGUUAAAAAUUCCAGAAAAGAGCAUUGGCCAUUUUACAGCAAUAGCAAGUUUUCUGUAUGAUUACAGCAAAAAAGAGUAUUGGAAGCAAAACUCAGUUCUUUCUGAACUAACAAUAACAACAGCAAUUAGGUGCAUAAAAGAACUUUUGACAGAAGACUAUUUAAAAGUGGAGACUUUUGACAGUGGUUCGAAAGAAGUACGAUCCCAAAUGCAGAAUAUUAGAAAAACGCUAAUCCCAUACUACAGCCAUGUGUUUGCCGUAGCUAGCUUAGACCGUAACAUUAAUCUUUAAGGAAGUACAUCGACGAGAUCGAGAACAUAUGCAAAGACUUUCCUGAACUUUCGAGCAUUGUUAGCGUUAUGUUUCAAAUAUUAGGACAACCCGAAAAAUGUCAAAAGUAUGCAAG